Messenger RNA from Amaranthus tricolor (Joseph's coat), 1775 nucleotides. RefSeq names its product wall-associated receptor kinase 3-like. The record is from RefSeq and is a predicted model, not a curated record. Gene Ontology annotation, cellular component: plasma membrane. Gene Ontology annotation, biological process: protein phosphorylation; cell surface receptor signaling pathway. Lineage: Eukaryota; Viridiplantae; Streptophyta; Magnoliopsida; Caryophyllales; Amaranthaceae. Gene Ontology annotation, molecular function: polysaccharide binding; calcium ion binding; protein serine/threonine kinase activity.
AUAUUGAUGAAUGCCAAGACAUGAGCCAAAAUAACUGUGAGAAGCAAGAGUAUUGUUUUAACGUGGAUGGAAAUUAUACUUGCAAAUGCCCUAAAGGUUUCUACGGGAAUGCCACUGAAACACAUCCUUGUACUCGCAUUGACACCAGCCGAAACAAACUUUUAUUAGUAAUCAAAAUCAUUGUUGGUGUUGGUAGCGGCAUCAUUGUUUUGCUGAUGGUAGGAUUUUGGUUUUAUUGGCGUCAUGAAAAUAAGAAGCUCCAAAAAUUGAGGAAGACUUGCUUUGCUCAAAAUGGUGGAAACAUUUUACUACAAAAACUUUCAAAUAGAGACAUUUCGGUUGGCAACAUGGUUAGAUUUUUCAAAGUUGAAGAGCUUAUGAAGGCUACCGAAAACUAUAGUGAGAAAAGUGUCAUUGGUCGAGGAGGCUUUGGCAUGGUUUACAAAGGAAUCAUACCAGACGGCCAAGUAGUUGCCAUUAAAAAGUCCCUUAAAGUCGAUUCUAGUCAGGUCGAGCAAUUCACAAAUGAAGUCAUCGCCUUAUCUCAAAUCAACAAUAAAAACGUGGUAAAACUCUUGGGUUGUUGCUUGGAGACUGAGGUACCUUUACUUGUUUACGAAUUUAUAAGCAAUGGUACCUUGCAAGAUCAUUUGCACAAUGAAGAAAAAUUUAGUUUUCUUAGUUGGGAUGUUCGAUUAAAUAUAGCCACCGAUGUUGCUAAUGUAUUAGCAUAUUUACAUACUACGAUUUCCACGCCAAUUAUUCAUAGAGAUAUUAAGUCCGCCAACAUACUCUUGGAUGAUAAGUACACUGCAAAAGUUGCAGAUUUCGGGGCUUCUAAGCUAGCACCCGUAGAUCAAGAUCAGUUAGCAACAAUGGUCCAAGGAACAUGCGGCUAUCUUGAUCCUGAGUAUAUGCAGACGGGUGAACUAACUGAGAAGAGUGAUGUUUAUAGCUUUGGUGUUGUUCUUGUCGAACUACUUACACAAGAAAAGGCAAUUUGUUAUAAUAAGCCUGAGAGUGAGCGCAGUCUUGCUGUAUAUUUUCUUCGUAAGGUAAAGGAGGGCCACUUGUUUGAGAUUCUUGAUAGCAAAAUAGUGAGCAAUGAAGCAAGCGAUCAGCUUAAAGAAGUUGCAAAUCUUGCUAAGGUAUGUUUAAAACUUAAAGGGGAGCAUCGUCCGACAAUGAAGGAAGUCGCAAGAGAAUUAGAGAAGAUUAAAGGAUUGGGAUACCAUCCAUGGUCGAAUAAAGAGAAGCUCCUUGAAGAAGAAAAUGAACUUUUGCUUGCAGAGACACGGGUUAUUAACGAUGAGUAUCACGAUCAUAGCAUGAACGAGGCUUUGAGCAGCCAAAGUAGAGUUGUGCAAUUGGUUCCUUUGAAUGAUGGGAGAUGAAGAUUAUCUCUUAUUUUUCAAGAGUUCAAAUCCUGUAUUUGAUCAUCUUGUAGUAUAAUUUGUACAAGUUUUAUUUAGGGUAAAUUAUAUUUUUUGGCUUUUAAGUUCAACCUACUUAAUAAGCUAGUGUCUUUGAAUUGGAAAGGAGAGCACCAACAAAUAAAUCAGUUUACAUCCCAAAAGACAAGGCAAAGCCUUACUGUCUUUGUUUAACAGUAAGGAAAAAUAUGGUUCUUUGAUGGUACCCUCUGAAUGAUGGUGUGUUUGUACAUAAUCUGCUUGAUGAACCUUUCAAAAUUCUCGCCUACUAUUUCAAAUAUUUAUGGGUGUUUAGGUAUUGGUAGUAAAUCGUGAUAUAAAAAUAAAUUUUAAACUUUUACA